Molecule: messenger RNA, 906 nt
Organism: Miscanthus lutarioriparius
Lineage: Eukaryota; Viridiplantae; Streptophyta; Magnoliopsida; Poales; Poaceae
Source: the annotation of a GenBank genome assembly
AUGGUGCACUGCCCCGCGUGCUCCUCGUACCUGAGGUCGCGGCGGUCGUGGAUCCGCGUCGCGCCAGACUCGGCAGAGCUCAUGCAGAUCCUCAUCCGCCGCAUCGACCACCACACCGCCCGCCACAGGGUCCCCACUGAGCCGCCACACUCCAACUCCGAACGCCUCACGCUCUGCGUCUGCCUCCGCUGCGAGACCACCGACGGCAUGGUGGUGGAGGAGGACCACGUCGUGGAGUUAGUCGUCCACGACCGCCUCUACGAUGCCUAUGGCAUGGCCCUAGCCUGGGCCACUGGCCCCGACCAGCAGGAGGCGUCCCGCGCGCUCGGCAGCCUGGGGCCGCUCGUGCUCUGCGUCAAGGUCAGCAAAUCGGUCUCGCUGCUCGACACCAACUGCAUGCGCCUCGUUGCCAUGAGCAUCGCGGAGUACGACCGGUACAGGUUCGAGCCCCUGCUCAGCAGCCGCCGGCUCGUGGAGUACGUCGUGCUCGACGUGGAGCUGGAUCUGCUCCAUCACGACGUCUUCGUCCCGUACCCGACUGCAUGGGUGCAGAUCGCCCGCGCGUCGGACUUGGGCAAGAACAACACCAUCUUCACCGUGAAGACGCAUAUCGGCUGGCGGCUGAACCCUGGGGACCAUGUGCUAGGGUACGACCUCUGCAACGUCAACUCUUGUAACAACCACGACCUGGAGAGCUAUGGGCAGCGGCACGAGUUACCUGACGCGGUGCUUGUCAAGAAGAGGUACAAAAGGAGCGCGGGUAAGAUGAUGCAGGAGCAGGACGGCAGCGGCAGCGAGCGAGGCUGCGCUGAGAUUGAAGAACUUGCCAUGGGUAUUGGAUGCAUUGAGCUGAAUCCGUCCGACGACAAGGAGCUCGAUGAACUGCUCGAGGACCUCGCCAUUUGA